Funneliformis mosseae is the source of this 636-nucleotide messenger RNA. The record is from the annotation of a GenBank genome assembly. Lineage: Eukaryota; Fungi; Glomeromycota; Glomeromycetes; Glomerales; Glomeraceae.
AUGGCUAAUAUGGCUGGAAUUGACGGUUAUGAAGCAACACUCAAGAUCCUUCUCAUUGGUAACUCAAAUGUUGGAAAAUCGUCUUUACUUUUGCGUUUUACUGAGGACACUUUCUUGCCACAGGAUGAAGUCGCAGCUACAAUUGGAGUAGAUUUUAAAGUUCAAGACAUGAUGUUUGAAGGAAAAAAAUACAAAUUAACCAUCUGGGAUACCGCAGGUCAAGAACGGUUUCGGACGUUAACAUCCUCUUAUUAUCGUGGUGCUCAAGGCGUCAUUCUUGUUUAUGAUGUGAGCAAUCGUGAAACGUUCGAUCAGCUUGAUAACUGGUUUAACGAAUUGAGCACUUAUUGCACAAAUAAAGAGGUUGUGAAAAUGAUAGUUGGUAAUAAAGUUGAUAAAGAAGAACAACGUGUGAUUUCGCGCAAGGAGGCUGAGGGAUACGCACGAAAAUCUCACACAUUAUUUCUAGAGUGUAGUGCCAAGACUAGAUAUGGGGUCAAAGAAGCUUUUGAAGAACUUGUUAGAAAGAUUCUUGAAACACCAAGUUUAUGGCAGAAAAGGCCUUUACCCAGCAAUAAUAUUAAUGUGUCACGCCAAACGGAAUAUAAACAGGAUGACGAAGCUUGUAAUUGUUAA